UGCAGGUGCCACGUAGAGCAAGAGCGCGCGCGUCUUGUCUGUAUUCUUUGUUAUCCAGGAUAAUAUUCAGUUGAAUAAAAGUUGUUGUUGUUGUGACAAGUCUAGAAAUAUUCCUCUGCUGCACGAGUAUUUUGCCAACUUUUUGAAGCAAUUAUUUUCUCACCAUCAUCUACGGAUCUACGGUGCACCUUCACACAAACCGGACUCUCCAUAAAUAUGUGAAGAUCGAGGAUGCGGCGGCAAUGGAGAGCUGUUAUUAUUUGAUGCUUCCGACAGGCAUUAUUGGAAAGAUGACCAUUUUCAACGCUGACUUCCUCCAAGAAUCACCGUGCGGUCAUGUGUUUUCGGAGCGGAGAGACUUCUAUAGCAGUGUCUCAAAUGCAUGGGGUGUGCUGUUUAUGGUAAAUCUGUAGCAUGAUGAGCAGUGAUUUGGAGCGCGUUUCACUCAAUUCAACGACGGCUAACUCGGGAAUUGGGUCGGGUGGCCGCGCGCUGUCAGCAAACGUUCGGAAGCUGCACAACGCGCUCAACCUGCUGCUCACAGACUUUGAGAGAGAACAGUUCAUACACUGUCUAAAUGUUUACCAUGCAAAGCGCAACGUCUUCGAUUUAGUUCAAACUCUCAAAAUAAUCCUCAACACGCCAAACAAACGACAACUCCUCCCCAUGUUGCGGUUGGUCAUUCCGCGCUCAGACCAGCUGUUGUUUGACCAGUAUACUUCCGAGGGCCUGUACCUUAAAACGGACCAUCUACCGCAAAACAGUGGUAACAACCCUGAAAGCUCCGAAGGAGAAGUAGGCAAUGCUGCAAACCACCAUGUCCAAAUUCCCACUGCUCACUGUAUGAACCCUCAUGAUCUCUCUUGUUAUGCAUCAUCAGGAGCGUGUCCCGGCAAGGAUGGUUUCAGCACCACUGUUGAUGGGACCGCUCCCCAGGCUUUCAUCCAGGGGGAGCCUUUUGGAGAGAUCCGCCAAGUGACACUGAGACGCAGAAAGAGCAAUGAGGGUUUAGGGUUCAGCAUCCGGGGAGGCUCCGAGCACGACGUGGGAAUAUAUGUGUCGCUAGUAGAACCCGGAUCUUUUGCUGAGAAUGAGGGAUUGAGGGUCGGUGAUCAAAUAGUGACUGUUAACGACAUGCUGUUUGACAGACUCUCACACAUGGAGGCAGUCAAGGUCCUGAAGGGCUGUAAGAAGCUCGCCAUGUCAGUGUGUUCUGUGGGCCGUAUCCCUGGCGGUUAUAUCACCAACCACAUCUACACCUGGGUGGACCCUCAGGGCCGCAGUGUCUCCCCUCCCUCCGACCUGGAGAAGCAGGAGCAGCACAGCACCCUGGGACGGCAGGACAGUCAGAGACGUGGACACACACAGGAGAGGGCUGAGAAGACGAUCACCCUAAACUUGAACGAUGGUCUCUCUCUGGGCCUGAUGAUCAGAGGAGGGGCAGAGUACGGCCUGGGCAUAUACAUUACUGGAGUGGACCCAGGCUCAGCCGCAGACCACGGUGGACUCAAGGUGGGCGACCAGCUGCUGGAGGUGAAUGGGCGGAGCUUCGUGGCCAUCCCCCAUGAUGAGGCGGUGAGGAUCCUGAAGACGUGUCGCCACCUGCUGGUUAGGGUGAGAGACGUUGGCCGCCUGCCCCAUGCCCGCACCGUGGUGGACCAGACCAAAUGGGUCAGCAGCCCUAGCCCCCCCAGCCCACCGCCCAUAGCAGAGAGCACCGCCAGCCCGGCUACAACACGGCCAUCUUCAGCGCGGGCUACACCUGUAUUAGGAAAGUCAGUGUGUCGAGGUGUGUGGCCCCCAGGUUCCCAGGUGUCUCUGGAGGAGCAGGCCUUUCUGCUGCUGACAGACCCAGAGAGGCAGACCAUGGUUUACUACCUGCAGGAGUACCAGGAGGGACACAUCGGUCUGGAACCCCUGGCUAUGGCCCUGUUUGAACUCUUCAACACCCACGCCAAGUUGUCCUUGCUGUCUGAGGUGCGUAGCCUGGUGGCUCCCCAGGACCUGGAGGUGUAUGAUGGUCUGGUGCUGCACCGUGAGAGGGAGGCUCUGAAGGCCUGGCAUGGAGAAACAGGAACGUUGCAUCCACACAGCCACUGUGUGCACACAGAGCCCUCAGCCAGCCACAGCCACUGUGUGCACACAGAGCCCUCAGCCAGACACAGCCACUCCAACCCCACCACUCUCUGCUCUGCCAAGAAAAAAGUGCGGUCUACAGCUGAAUCUCCUCCGUCCUUCAAGUCAUCACUUCCCUCCGGCCAUACCCAGACGAGAAACCCCAAGGAGAGGGACCCUUCCAAGCGUCCCUCAUCCAGUCACUCCCAGUCUGGCCUGAUCUUUACUGCCCCCACCAGGCUACAUCAGGAAUGUCACCACAAAUCCCUCAAAGCAUUCAGCUCCUCCAACCAUCAAACCUCCACCUCCCCGAGUUCUGGCCUCCAUCACACCUGUCCCAACCCUGGCCACCAAAACAGCCCCAACCCUGGCACCAACCACAGUGCCAAUCUAAGCUCUGGUCAUCAGACAUCCAUAAACUCUCUUCACCACACCUGCCAAAACUCCCUCCACAUCUCCACCCCCACCUCUGACCACCAUCCCCACCAAGGCUGCCCCACCUCUGGCCACCAUACCUGCCCCGGCUCCCUUGAUCACAACUCCUUGUCAUUCCCCUCUGCUCUUCCAACCCAGGAGACAACCAUCAAGCACCCCAUCUUCAGAUCCUCUUCCCAUGAGAAGCCUGCUACCUCCCAUAAGACUGCCUCCCCUUGUCUCUCACCGUGUCCCUCCCCUGGUCUCUCCCCAUGUCUGUCCCCCUGUCCCUCGCCCUGUCCCUCUCUCGUUGUCCUGAAGCCGCCCCCAUGUAGCCCAGACAGACCCUGCUCUCCCUGUUCUCCCUCCCUCAGCCAGGGAGGUCAGUGUGUCAUGGCAGGCGUACACAGACUGACUGCUGAGGUCAGGCCCCAGCCCCAGCAGAGAGGUGCCACAUUGUCCCAACUGUCAGACAGUGGUCAGACUCUGAGUGAGGACAGUGGGGUGGACAUUGCUGAGGCAGGAGGGCUGAGUAAAGACAGCAGUCCUCGGCCCAGUAAGAACCAGGCCACACAGCAGUCCCAAGUGGCCCAGGGACCUGCAGCACUGGCAUCCAAACAGCAGCCAGGCUCUCCAGUGCCCACCCCUACCCUGGUACAUGUAGUAAAGAAUGCCAAUACUCUGGGUAUCGCUAUAGAGGGAGGGGCAAACACACGCCAGCCGCUGCCACGCAUCGUCACCAUACAGAAGGGGGGCUCGGCACACGGUUGUGGGCAGCUGAAGGUGGGUCAGGUGAUUCUGGAAGUGAACGGUGUCUCCCUGAGGGGCCGUGAGCACCAGGACGCUGCUUGCAUCAUCGCUGAGGCCUACAAGUCCAAAGAGAGGGACCACAUUGACUUCCUGGUCACAGAGUUCAACGCAACCCUCCUGCAGGGCCUUUUGCAGGGUCAUAUUCAUUAGCCACCAUACAGAAGAAAAUGGACUAAAAUAGGCAGGAACUUAUCAAAUAAGAAAUUCUUGUUCCUAUUUUCCUGCAGGGGCUUUAGCAGGACUUUGCACCUUAAAGAGGUGAAACGGAAGGAGAAGGAGAUAACGGGAGGGAGAGGUCUGAGUGUUAAUAUAAACAAUCUAUCUUAGUCUCGUCUAAGCCCGUUCUCCCUUCCCACUUUUUUUGUCUGUAGAUCGCAACAAGGCUUUCCAUGUAGAGUUGUAUUGCCAAAAUGCAUGACAUUCUGCAUUAAGAACUCCCCAAUAUAAUCUAAUAGAACCUAAGAAGAACUCACCAAUAUAACCUAAUAGAACCUAAGAAGAACCCACCAAAGGAACCGAAUUGUAUUGAACUGAAAUCUUGAAAAUCACAGCUUAUAACAACAAUAUCAAUGCUGUGAUGUCAUUAAUUAUGUCAUUCCAUUUAGCUGCUUUUCAGUCUCCCUGCUCUCUCCUCUCCAAUAGGUCUGCCAUUUGUAGCAGCUCUCCCCUGGAAGUGGUUAUACCAAGACGGUGCUUUGAAAAUGGACAGAAAUGGUAUCUAAUCUUAGUCAAACUAUACCUUUGUGCUAUCUCUAAAAUACUUUCUUUGUAUCAUUUCUGUAAUGUUUUAUGAACACCCUAUAUGUUGUAUAUAACACUGAAAUGGGUAGAGGAUUUGAGCUAUUUAUAACACUAGGUCGUCUGUAUGUAAGAAGAUAACAUUUCUUUAUGGAUUUUAUUAAUUGACUUAAUUUUUUAUUUAUAAGGGCAGUUCGUUUUCUAUUCUUUGUGUUCAUGGUAUACCGUAUUGGUUAAUUGGCUGUGGGGUGAAUCUUGUGAUUACAUAAAUAAUCCUUUUUCAUACACUUCCAUAUAUAUAUAUAUAUACAGUAUAUACACAGUAGAUAAAAGCAGAGACAACACUGAGAAUUAGCAAAGGUACUUCAUCUGAGCUGUAGAGCUGAAUCAGAGACAGUAAUGUUUCCUGGGAGAGGAAAAUUAGUACAUGAGCUACUAAUGAUUCGUUAUACAGAUACAUGACUUGUCAAUUCUAGUUAACUGACUCACUAUUAGCAGAGAUGGGGUGGAGGGGAUGCAGCAGCAGCCAUAAUGCACAUUGUGUGUUUGGGAGAGAAUAUACUGUACACAUCGCCAAAAGUCAAGUUCUUCCACACCAGUCUCAGCAAACCAUUUCACUAUCGACGUCUGUGCACGGGGCAUUGUCAUGCUGAAACAGGAAAGGGCCUUCCCCAAACUGUUGUCAAAAAUUUGGAAGCACAGAAUCGUCAAGAAUGUCAUUCUAUGCUAUGGCGUUAAGAUUUCCCUUCACUGGAACUAAGGGGCCUAGCUCAAACCAUGAAAAGCAGCCCACAGACCAUUGUUCAUGCUUUACAGUUGGCACUAUGCAUUCGGCCAGGUAGCGUUCUCCUGGCAUCCGCCAAACUCAGAUUUGUCCGCCGGACUGCCAGAUGGUAAAGCGUGAUUCAUCACUCAAGAGAACGUGUUUCCACUGCUCCAGAGUCCAAUGGCGGGGAGCUUUACACCACUCCAGCUGACGCUUGGCGCUUCUGAUCUUAGGCUUGUGUGUGGCUGCUCGACAUUUCCACUUCACAAUAACAACACUUACACUUGACCGGGGGCAGCUCUAGCAGGGCAGAAAUUUGACAAACUGACUUGUUGGAAAGGUGGCAUCCUAGGAUGGUGCCACGUUGAAAGUCACUGAGCUCUUCAGUACGGGCCAUUGUACUGCCAAUGUUUGUCUAUGGAGAUUGCAUGACUGUGUGCUCCAUUUUAUACACCUGUCAGUUACGGGUGUGGCUGAAAUAGCCGGAUCCACAAAUUUAAAGGGGUGUCCACUUACUUUUGGCCAUGUAGUGUAUCAGCGGCAGUGUAUGCUAGUGUAGUGAGAUACUAGUGGAUAUCCUGCCACCAUAACGGGGAGGUUGGCACCAGUCACUUCCCGAAUGGGUCCUGGCCAAAAGUAGUGCACUAUAUAGGGAAUGGGGUGCCAUUUGGGAAAUAUCACAUUGCUUGCUGUUGAUGGAUGUCUUGAACUGGAUGAACUGUUGAAAGAGAAUAAGAAUGUAUAAAAUGACUAAUGAUACAUCUUUCAAUAAGAGUAUAACAGAUUAUCAAAGACUAAAGGUUUGUAGGUAUUUUUUUAUAUUAUACAAAUGACAUGUUUUUGUGACUGCAAACAGUCCAAACAUGAUACAUAUAUAUUGUCCACAUAUAUGCAUUCGGAAAGUAUUCAGACCCCGUGACUUUUUCAACAUUUGCAUACGUUACAGCCUUAUUCUAAAAUGGAUUAAAAUGGAUUUUUCCCCUCAUCAAUCUACACACAAUACUCCAUAAACAGUUUCAUACAAAAUAAAAUACUGAAAUAUCACAUUUACAUAAGUAUUCAAACCCUUUACUCAGUACUUUAUUGAAGCACCUUUGGCAGUGAUUACAGCCUUGAGUCUUCUUGGAUAUGACUCUACGAGCUUGGCACACCUGUAUUUGGGGAGUUUCUCCCACUCUUCUCUGCAGCUCCUCUUAAGCUCUGUCAGGUUGGAUGCUGAGCGUCGCUGCACAGCUAUUUUCUGGGCUCUGGCUGGGCCACUCAAGGACAUUCAGAGACUUGUCCUGAAGCCACUCCUGCGUUGUAUUGGCUGUGUGCUUAGGAAUGUUGUCCUGUUGGAAUGUGAACCUUCACCCAAGUCUGAGUUCCUGCGCACUCUGGAGCAGGUUUUCAUCAAGGAUCUCUCUGUACUUUGGUCCGUUCAUCUUUGCCUCAUUCCUGACUAGUCUCCCUGUCCCUGCCGCUGAAAAACAUCCGCGCUGUCACGUGCCUUUUACUGAGGAGUAGCGCCCUUCGGGCUACUCUACCAUAAAGGCCUGAUUGGUGGAGUGCUGCAGAGAUGGUUGUCCUUCUGGAAGGCUCUCCCAUCUCCACAGAGGAACACUGGAGCUCUAUCAAAGUGACCAUCGGGUUCUUGGUCACCUCCCUGACCAAGGCCCUUCUCCCCCGAUUGCUCAAUUUGACCGGGUGGCCAGCUCUAGGAAGAGUCCUGGUACCCUUCCCCAGAUCUGUGCAUUGACACAAUCCUGUCCUGGAGCUCUACGGACAAUUCCUUCGACCUCAUGGCUUGGUCUUUGCUCUGUCGAGCACUGUCAACUGUGGGACCUUAUAUAGACAGGUUUGUGCCUUUCCAAAUCAUGCACAAUCAAUUGAAUUUACCCCAUGUGGACUCCAAUCAAGUUGUAGAAGCAUCUCAAGGAUGAUCAAUGGAAACCGGAUGCACCUGAGCUAAAUUUCGAGUCUCAUAGCAAAGGGUCUGAAUACUUAUGUAAAUAAGGUAUUCCUGUUUUGUUUUUUAAUUAAUGUCAAAAAAUUCAUAAAAAGCUGUUUUUGCUUUGUCACUAUGGGGUAUUGUGUGUAGAUUGAUGAGGAUUUUUUUUAAAUGUAAUCCAUUUUAGAAUA
This is a messenger RNA of Oncorhynchus masou masou (cherry salmon), 6964 nucleotides long. Its product is annotated as whirlin-like. Gene Ontology annotation, molecular function: protein binding. Gene Ontology annotation, cellular component: plasma membrane; stereocilia ankle link complex; photoreceptor inner segment. Gene Ontology annotation, biological process: sensory perception of sound; auditory receptor cell stereocilium organization. Bases 415 to 3489 code for a protein of 1024 amino acids. The record is from RefSeq and is a predicted model, not a curated record. Lineage: Eukaryota; Metazoa; Chordata; Actinopteri; Salmoniformes; Salmonidae. The transcript has 11 exons.